UUGAGUUGAGACAUUCGUCAAUAAAGCAGAGAUAAGAGGAAGAAGUCCUGCAACUAACUUUGUUAUGCAAAACAGCCUCCAGACCUGGUCGUGUUUAACCGCUGUCCCGCUGCUGCUGCAACAUGCGCACAGUUCCUGACCGUCUUUGGGAAAUAUAGGUUUGUUCCCCGGCGCACACGCCCCUUUGAGUGCAACACACACACACGUUUUACCGCUGAAACACCGUUUGCAUCCAACUCCAAACACAGAGGAGGAAAGCCGCCCUGCUGCUGCUGCACAUGCGGUGAACGUUUGCACACGGACUUCACUGAAACCACAUCAUGUUUGACUAUCUGGAAUUUCAAGCUUUCGGUCCGGGAGAGAUCGUGGACUUUUACACUUCCACAUCCAGCCCUGCGUGCACGCUGCAGGAGCAGGACGAGGAUCUGGCUGCCUUCUUCCCCGAGCUGAUCGAGGCGGACUGGCAGCAGCACCGGUGCUCCCAGUCAGUUGGGAGCCAGAGCUCUAGCUCCAGCUCAGACGACCUGUUCGCCAGCCCCGCCUCCCCGCCGCCGCCUCCUCGCACUUACAAACCCUGCUUUGUGUGUCAAGACAAGUCCUCAGGCUACCAUUAUGGCAUCAGCGCCUGUGAGGGCUGCAAGGGCUUCUUCCGCCGCAGCGUGCAGAAAAACAUGGUGUACACCUGCCACCGAGACCGAAACUGCAUCAUCAACAAGAUCACCAGGAACCGCUGUCAGUACUGUCGACUCCAGAAGUGCUUCGCAGCGGGAAUGUCCAAGGAGUCGGUGAGAAAUGACAGAAACACCAGGAAGGGGAAGAAGGAGGCCGUGAAGAUGACCAUCAUGGAGACGUACGAGCUGACGGCGGAGCUCGGCCUGAUAGUGGAGAAGAUCUGCAUGGCUCACAGAGAGACCUUCCCCUCUCUGUGCCAGCUGGGAAAAUACACCACAAACUCCAGCUCAGACCACAGGAUCCAGCUGGACCUCGGGCUGUGGGACAAGUUCAGCGAGCUCGCCACCAAGUGCAUCAUCAAGGUGGUGGAGUUCGCCAAGCGAGUGCCUGGUUUCACCGGCCUGACCAUCGCCGACCAGAUCACUCUGCUCAAAACUGCCUGCCUGGACAUCCUGAUCCUGAGGAUUUGCACUCGUUACACUCCUGACAAGGACACUAUGACUUUCUCUGACGGGUUGACCCUGACCCGCACUCAGAUCCACAAUGCAGGAUUUGGACCGCUGACAGAUCAGGUCUUCACAUUUGCCGGCCAGCUGCUCCCACUGCAGAUGGACGACACAGAGAGUGGCCUGCUCAGCGCCAUCUGUCUCGUCUCUGGAGACCGACAGGACCUGGAGGAGCCGUCUAAGGUGGAGGUGCUGCAGGAGCCGCUGCUGGAGGCGCUGAAGAUUUAUUCCCGUAAACGGCGGCCCAGCAUGCCCCUCAUGUUCCCCAAAGCCCUCAUGAAGAUCACUGACCUGCGCAGCAUCAGCGCCAAAGGAGCUGAGCGGGUGGUGACCCUGAAGAUGGAGAUCCCAGGCUCCAUGCCCCCUCUGAUCGAGGAGAUGCUGGAGGAUCUGCAGAACCUGGAGAAACACUCAGAGGAGAGAAGAGAGGAGGCAAACACCAGCCAGCACACACACACACCAUCUCCUCACAGUACAUGAACUCUGACUUCUUAACUCUGAAGUCGCUCAAAGAACAGUGGCUCCCGUCUUCUCUCCCAGAGAAAACGCAAACGACAUAAACCACAGAUGCAGUCCAGAGGGUUAAUACUGUCUUACCUCAGUUUCACAGAUUGGCUGGCAGAGACGCCGCUGUGUUGGAAGAAGAGAUUCAGUUGUUACAGCAACGACUACACUGAUGAACAAAGAGCUAAAUUCUGCUUCAAAGGGGGAGAAAGAAAAUGGAUUCGGUUAUGUUUUAAUUUGUGUCACAGUUUCAUUUUUUAAUCCCUGCUGGCAGACACCUCAUAUCCACAGACACAGGUUUCUACUGUAUUUAUAUUUGCAUGAGCUAUCACAUGGAUUCAUUUUAGUUCUAGCGUAGCAAACAUAGUUAACAUGUGGACUUAAAGUGUCCUCUGCAAUACAUAGAUUCCCAUAUGUGUAAUAUGAAAGCUCUGGGCUAAUUGAAGAUAACUGGAGAAACAAAGCAAAUCUAUCUGCUUCAUAACCAGCGUUGACAAACUGACAACUGAGAAAUUGCAGAGAACAGAAAAAUGCUUAGCUUUGAAGAAAAGUGAACAAACCACAGUCAGUGAACCGAACCAAACAAUUCAGAUCAAAUCAGCAAAGUGAUUUGUGAUCACCGCCACAAGUAGAGUCGCUCAGCGGUAGUUUUCUAUAAAAUUUGAUACACUGCUCUGUGGGAUUGUUUGCAGAAAGCAGUGUCCAUGCAGCCCCUUCUCAUUCCCAGAACGUCAAAUAUUGCCACCUUGUCACGCCCCUCGCAUGUCAUCUCAACGCCAAAGGCACCUUGUUGCGUCUUUAUGGGACACACCAGGUUUUCAACUAACUCCACUGUAAACCCAUAUGUGGAAAAAGUUGACACUUAAAGAAAGUGACGUAGUUCAAAGAGCAAGAAAGUCCGUGUAGAGUGGGAGGGAGUGGAGGUGGAUGGGUCAAACAAAACCGGACUUUAAUACAGGAGACCACAGUUUGUGUCCUGUGGGAAUGUAAUUUUAACGCAACAUUACGUAACUUACGUACCUUCGCCCCAUGUGAAACCAACAGCCAGUGUUGUUUUUACAUAUCGUGACACAAUUUAGGUACACGAGUUGCUGAUAUCUGUAACGUGAUAUAUUUAAGUUACAAUACAUAAAAGACAUACUUAUUUUAACCUAAAACAUGAUCUGUUAUGUUGUCUGAAUCUAACCUUGGCUGGUUCACAACAUGUUACAGUGUGUUCUAGCUCUGAGUCACAUGAUGCCAAGGGUUGUAACAAAGUGCCUGUAAUUGACGCCUGAGAAUGAGAACAGGUUGGUACGUGCCAUGCACACAGGUUUUUUUUAUUCCACCUACGCAUGUUUUUUGAAAGCACUGUAUAAUGCAUUAAAUUCACACUUACACUGUAAUGAAAUGACAGAGGGUAAAUAUUGAGCACUGUAUAGUAAAUUGGGAGUGAUUUCGGACACAGCCUGGGAGCACUUUUUGCUUAGCAACCACACAGUGACUCCCGGAAGUUGUAGCGCCCAAUCAAGAAAUAGUCCCCCGUAAAACCUCAAAUUACUGUUUUAACACUUCGUUUUGUACGAGGUUUUGUACAAAGAGCAAAUAAGACAUUGCAUGUUUAUCGGUGAGCUCUAGAGUUACUGAUUGGUGGAUUUUGUUACCUUCAGACAGAACCAUGCUAGCUGUUUCCCUCUGUUUCCAGUCUUUAUGCUAAGCUAAGCUAACCGCUGCUGUCUCCAGCUCAGAGACAUGAGGGUGGUAUCCAUCCACUCAGCCAACUCUCAGCAAGGCGUUAUUGCACAGUGGGUGUCGGAGUCAAACUUUUUAAAGGAACAGUGUGUGAGGUUUAGGGGGAUUUAGUGGCAUCAAGCAGUGAGAUGUUGGUGAAGAUUCUCAAUCAUCCAGGUCAUGGUAGCUCUGAGUACUACAAUAUAUUGUAGGGCAAUUGAACUUGGUUGAGUUUCUUGAUGAUGUUUCACCUCUCAUCCAAGAGUCUUGCUCAGUUCAGAACUGAAGAAGCUUCUUGGAUGGGAGGUCAAACAUCUUCAAGAACCUCAAGCAAGCCCAAUUGCCUAUAAUAUAUUACUUACAACAAGCAGUGAAGAUUGCAGAUUGCAACCAAGUGUUUAUUGUUCUGGGCGUUUUUAUCAUGAGCCGAAUCAUCUGCAGAGGUCUCUUCCUCUCCAGAACAAACAGACCAGGUGAUUAAAACCAGUAGAAACACCUAAUACAGCAGUUUCACUUUACAAAUCAGU
Epinephelus lanceolatus (giant grouper) is the source of this 3919-nucleotide messenger RNA. Its product is annotated as retinoic acid receptor beta-like. Gene Ontology annotation, molecular function: nuclear glucocorticoid receptor binding; nuclear receptor activity; zinc ion binding. Gene Ontology annotation, biological process: regulation of transcription by RNA polymerase II; cellular response to corticotropin-releasing hormone stimulus; retinoic acid receptor signaling pathway. NCBI's taxonomy places the organism in Eukaryota, Metazoa, Chordata, Actinopteri, Perciformes, Serranidae. The record is from RefSeq and is a predicted model, not a curated record. Gene Ontology annotation, cellular component: transcription regulator complex; nucleus.